Coffea eugenioides is the source of this 1071-nucleotide messenger RNA. RefSeq names its product putative F-box protein At1g53550. Lineage: Eukaryota; Viridiplantae; Streptophyta; Magnoliopsida; Gentianales; Rubiaceae. The record is from RefSeq and is a predicted model, not a curated record. Gene Ontology annotation, molecular function: protein binding. The transcript is spliced from 2 exons. The coding region runs from base 1 to 1071 and encodes 356 amino acids.
AUGGGGAGAUUUAAGUGGAACUGGAAGAAUAAGGCUAUGGAGAAGGGUAAGGGAAACGUUUCAAAGCCUCCCCAACUUCCAGAAGAUGUAAUCUUCAAUGUGCUCAAACGGCUGCCUGCCAAGUCUCUAAUGCGAUUCAAGAAGCCGCUAGCAGUUUUUCCUACAAAUCCUGAUGCCCAUUAUUCCACUCAGCUUCCAACAAAUAUAUUGGAUGUUUAUUUCGAGCUGUGCACCAAUGUUGUCAAUGGCCUUAUGUGUUUGUAUGAUGGAGACCAUAAAAAAUUCAAUUUGCUCAAUCUAUCGACAAAAGAAAUUGUAACCCUGCCAUGGCAUCGGUCAAUGCAUUCUUAUUUGAGCCCUAGCUAUUUCUUGGGUUUUGAUCCUGUCACAAAACAAUAUAAGGUGCUUUACUUUCAUAGACAUGAAAGUCGAAUUCUAGAAGAAGACAGCAAAAAAGAGGCUUAUGUACUUACUUUGGCCAACAAAUCAUGGAGGAAGAUGACAAAUUGUCCCCAAUUUCUAGUUGUCGAUACCUUUAUUUAUGUUGAUGGUGCGAUUUAUUGGAAGGAUAAAUUAUUCAACCCUAAGGGUGAAAGGGUGAUACAGUUUUUCAAUGUUGGAGAGGAAAGAUUUUCUUUACUUUCUACUCCGAGAGAGUUUACAGAAGAAAACGAGUUCUUCAUAGCCGAAAUUAAAGGAAAUUUUGCUGUGGGAAGCUUUGGUGACGAAAUAUUCAAGUUGUGGAUAAUGAACAAGGAUGAUUAUGUCUGGGUAGAGGAUCAAAUUCAACUUCCUGUGACUUUGAUUCAGGAACGUACAUAUCAAGUUAUUGGAACCACCAAUAGCGGUGAGAUCUUAUUGACAUCAAAAUUUUUCUUAGACGAUAGCUGGACGGAUUUGAUCUUUUACGAUUUGAACACAAAAAGAUACAGGCUUGGAAAUUUGACAUUACCACAAGAGCAACCUCUUGCUGUUGGUACCCUUCUUUCACUAGCUAGUAAAGUUUCCGUAAGCCUUCAUGUGGAAAACGUAAUCCCUCUAGAAUUUGCGAGUGAUCAGCAGAAUAAUUAG